AUGCCUUUAUUGCAAGGUGAUGGUGGCAACCAUUGUUACAGCAACGAGAAAUUUCACGAUGCCAUGGUCGAUUUCUACCAGCAAUAUCCUGGAGCUCGCAACGUGGUUCGAGUAUUCAAAGGACUCGUCAAGGCCUACAAUAUUUCAGACAUUCACGGCUAUCAGAUUGAGGCGAUGGUCAAUCGCGUUGGGAAGUCCAAAGAUAAUUGGACGAUGCGCAAAGACGACGAAUCAGGCCGCGAUCUCAUGGAGUAUAUGCUCAUUGUAUUGAGGGCGUACCCUAUUCACGAGACACGUUGGUCAUUCGUGGGAUUCUGGCUCAAGUCUGCCAAGAAGCUUUGCAUUCGAAAGGAUAACUCUCCCGAGCGUAAAGUAGACGCAGCUCUUAUUAAGUUGCAGUUGGUGGCGGACGAGCUCUUGGCCCCUCAACUUACCCAAGCCGCGGGCACAGGGAGCCCGAAAUUGGAGGAUGCAUCGUCGUCCAAGGGGCUCACAUCCUCAUUCAGGGAGUCAAUUCAAACCUUCACUCCGAGUGAAGGUUUGAAUUUCCCAAGUUAA
Messenger RNA from Prorocentrum cordatum, 558 nucleotides. NCBI's taxonomy places the organism in Eukaryota, Dinophyceae, Prorocentrales, Prorocentraceae. The record is from the annotation of a GenBank genome assembly.